Messenger RNA from Myotis lucifugus (little brown bat), 1570 nucleotides. It is a transcript of the gene ASF1A, whose product is annotated as anti-silencing function 1A histone chaperone. Gene Ontology annotation, biological process: DNA replication-dependent chromatin assembly. The record is from RefSeq and is a predicted model, not a curated record. Bases 337 to 951 code for a protein of 204 amino acids. Gene Ontology annotation, cellular component: nucleus. Gene Ontology annotation, molecular function: histone binding. The transcript has 4 exons. Lineage: Eukaryota; Metazoa; Chordata; Mammalia; Chiroptera; Vespertilionidae.
UUAAAAGUUUCCGAAGUCAUUCCGGGAGCGGGAGCCCCUCUUGCUCGCCGCGGAGGCCUCGCUGGAGGAGGAGGGCCAGAGCUCGGGGGCAGCCAAUCGCGAGCAACGCUGCUAGUUAUCAGAGCAGAAUGGGCUGUAGUUUAGUGAAAUAGGAAAGCUGCACAACACCGUGGAGUGCUCCCGUGUAAAUAAAAAGGGGGAAAAGUUUCUCAAGUCGCCGCUGCACGACGUCGGGCCGGCGCCGGGCGGGGGUCUGCGCUCUCCGGGGACGGCCGUGCGCUGGGCUGGACUGUGCCGCACAAGCCCCGUCCCCAUUGUUUGUGCUUCUUUCAAAAUAUGGCAAAGGUUCAGGUGAACAAUGUAGUGGUGCUGGACAACCCGUCUCCCUUCUACAACCCCUUCCAGUUCGAGAUCACCUUCGAGUGCAUCGAGGACCUGUCUGAAGACCUGGAAUGGAAAAUUAUCUAUGUGGGCUCUGCAGAAAGUGAAGAAUACGAUCAAGUUUUAGACUCUGUUUUAGUGGGCCCUGUUCCUGCGGGAAGGCAUAUGUUUGUAUUUCAGGCUGAUGCACCUAAUCCAGGACUCAUUCCAGAUGCAGAUGCCGUAGGUGUAACAGUUGUGCUAAUUACAUGCACCUAUCGAGGUCAAGAAUUUAUUAGAGUUGGCUAUUAUGUAAAUAAUGAAUAUACCGAGAUAGAAUUAAGGGAAAAUCCACCAGUAAAACCAGACUUUUCUAAGCUUCAAAGGAACAUUUUGGCAUCUAAUCCCAGAGUCACAAGAUUCCACAUUAACUGGGAAGAUAACACAGAAAAACUGGAAGAUGCAGAGAGCAGUAAUCCAAAUCUACAGUCACUUCUUUCAACAGAUGCAUUACCUUCAGCAUCAAAGGGAUGGUCCACGUCAGAAAACUCACUAAAUGUUAUGUUAGAAUCCCACAUGGACUGCAUGUGACCACCUCCCAUCUCUUUAGUACAAAUUAAGCUAUUAAAACACAGAACUAUUUCCCUGAAAUUCUGUAAGUCAUACCCACUAAGAUACAAUGUGAAGAAUUUGUUUAAAAACCAUCCUGUAGAAAGUUUAUAAGAAAACCAGUAUUUGAGCAAAUUGUGGAAUAUAAAUACAACUAUUUUUAAGUAAUUUUUCUCUAAUGUGUUAUUUUAUUUGUUCUGAAACUAAUCUGAUUAAAUCAUAUAUAUUAUUUUCUUUAUAUGUAAUUAAAGCACUUAUAAAGAAAUAUGAAUCACUGGACCAGGUUGUAAAGAUGUCUUAGCCUCUUGGACAAUAAUCUGUGGACCACUAUUUUACUGACCUUCAAAAGAACAAAGUUCACUUCAACUAAAAUGUUUCUUCCUGUAAUAACAUAGUUUGGUUUAAUUUAAGGAGUGAAUUUCCAUUAUUUUUUGGCAUAUCCUUAAAGAAGGGAUUUGAAAUCAAUUAUAUGCUACCAAGAACUUUAGAAUCUGAAUUUCCAGGCCAUCUUGAAGCCUUCUAUGGCUACUAUUGUAGUUCAUGUAAUGUUAGAUAGCAUUCAUUUUGUUUUCUAAGAUAAUAACAAGUGUGGUUAAUUCUU